AUGGCUUUCAUCUUUAGAGUAGUAAUGCAGUUUGUUGGACUUUUAUUAUCUUUGCUGGGGUGGGUUUUAUCCAUUAUUACCACUUAUCUGCCACAUUGGAAAAACCUCAACCUGGACUUAAACGAAAUGGAAAACUGGACCGUGGGGCUCUGGCAAGCCUGCGUCAUCCAGGAGGAAGUGGGGCGGCAAUGUAAGGACUUCGAUUCUUUCCUGGCGCUGCCUGCCGAACUCCGGAUCUCCAGGAUUUUAAUGUUCCUGUCCAGUGGGCUGGGAUUUCUGGGCUUGCUGGUCUCUGGGUUGGGGCUGGACUGCUUGAGAAUUGCAGAGAGGCAGCAAGAGCUCAAGAAGCGGCUGCUAAUCCUGGGAGGGAUUCUGCUCUGGACCGCCGGCCUCGCAGCCCUCGUGCCAGUCUCCUGGGUUGCCCACGUGACCGUCCAGGAGUUCUGGGAUGAGACUGUCCCAGAGAUUGUGCCCAGGUGGGAGUUUGGGGAAGCCCUCUUCCUCGGCUGGUUUGCUGGGUUCUGUCUCCUGCUAGGGGGGUGUCUGCUCAUCUGGGUGGCCUGUUCUGCCCAAGCUCCUCCGGCUUUGGGCCACUACACAGCAGCAAAACCAGACACUCAGUGUCCAUGCCUGGAACAUGGGGCUGCAGUUCCAAAAGUGUGA
Messenger RNA from Pteronotus mesoamericanus, 663 nucleotides. Its product is annotated as putative claudin-24. Gene Ontology annotation, biological process: cell adhesion; bicellular tight junction assembly. The record is from RefSeq and is a predicted model, not a curated record. Gene Ontology annotation, cellular component: plasma membrane; bicellular tight junction. The coding region runs from base 1 to 663 and encodes 220 amino acids. Gene Ontology annotation, molecular function: structural molecule activity. The transcript has a single exon. Lineage: Eukaryota; Metazoa; Chordata; Mammalia; Chiroptera; Mormoopidae.